Patiria miniata (bat star) is the source of this 7559-nucleotide messenger RNA. RefSeq names its product deleted in malignant brain tumors 1 protein-like. Gene Ontology annotation, molecular function: G protein-coupled receptor activity. The transcript has 23 exons. Bases 38 to 5236 code for a protein of 1732 amino acids. Gene Ontology annotation, cellular component: membrane. NCBI's taxonomy places the organism in Eukaryota, Metazoa, Echinodermata, Asteroidea, Valvatida, Asterinidae. The record is from RefSeq and is a predicted model, not a curated record. Gene Ontology annotation, biological process: G protein-coupled receptor signaling pathway; cell surface receptor signaling pathway.
GGGCACUGACUUGUAAAAAACAGUAGAAAGGUUCCAGAUGAUGUGGCUUCUUUUAUUGGGCCUAGCCUUAGCACUCCUUGGAAAAGCUUCGGCAACAGAUGAUCACGAUGAUUACCCAAUUCGGCUUGUUGACGGUGCGACCGAUAACGAAGGACGGGUUGAGAUCCUCUUCAAUGGCCAAUGGGGAACCGUCAGCGGCAACGGUUGGGAUUCCCGAGACGCUAGCGUAGUGUGUCGACAGCUUGGAUUAUACGGCUACAACUCGUCCGUUGGUAGUGCUUACUUCGGUGAGGGGACCGGCCCCAUCCUGAUUGACUAUGUCGGCUGCUUGGGGAAUGAACAUCGCCUCAGUGACUGCGCCUUUGAAGGUUGGGGUGUCCUGGCGAAUCAUGCGUUAGAUGUCGGUGUUCUCUGCCAGACGGAUAACGAUUUUCCAGUCAGGCUUGUUGGUGGGACUUUGGGACGAAAUGGCGUCCUCGAAAUCAACUUCCGAGGUGAUUGGGGAGGUGUAUCGUAUUACAAGUGGAACGCCUUGCAGGAUGGCAGUGUGGUUUGCAGAGAGCUGGGUUUCUACGGUCCGAAUAUAUCUUACGCCCUGUAUCGCCGAGUAGAUGAUCCAUUUUUCGACAGUGUUGAGUGCCGAGGAGAUGAGAUGGUUCUUGCUGAUUGCGCUAUCGAUGGUUGGUUACCGGGCAAAAUCUCCUACCAGGUUUUCGUGUCUUGUCAAAUUGAUGACGAAGCAUUCUUGACCGUUCGACUGGUGGAUGGGCUGUCUACUACCCAGGGACGGCUGGAGGUUAACUUCGACGGCCAUUGGGAAAGUAUACACAGCAAAAACUGGGAUGAUGCAGCCACCAGUGUUGUGUGUAGACAACUGGGACAUUACGGGCAUAAUGUAUCCGUGCAACGCGACUUCUUUGGGCGGGGUGAAAUGCGCGCAUUGAUUCCAUAUCGGUUCGACUGCAGAGGUGACGAGGCUACAUUAACAAAUUGUCAGAUGAGUGAUGGUGGCGUCGGAUCAUAUGAAAGUUCAGUGGGAAUAGUGUGUCACGCAGCUGACGAUCACCCAGUUCGACUUGUUGGUGGUCCUUCCAACACGUCGGGGUUAGUCGAAGUUUUCUUCAAUGGUUACUGGGUAGUCGUGUGUCAAGGCACCGACACUGGUGAACUGUACGACCGUGUAGUCUGCUCACAACUCGGUUACGAUGGACCAAGCGUGGGCACUUAUAGAGGAUUGUUCACUGAUGGGCACGGAGCUUUGGACAAGUACGGUAUGGGGGAUCCCCAGUGCGCUGGGAAUGAGACUAAGCUGGUGGAUUGUGCCUUCGAAGGCUGGGGAGUUAGUAGCUGUCCACACCGCUCUGUUGGUGUUGUGUGCCAAUUAGGUGAUGCGCAUCCGAUUCGGAUCGUAGACGGCUUGUCAGAUACGGCUGGUCGUGUUGAGGUACUGUUCAACGGAAUGUGGGGAGUUAUAUGCAGCGAUGGAUGGGAUAACGCAGAUGCCAGCGUAGUAUGCCGGCAGCUAGGCUACUUCGGCCCAAACGUCUCCGUGACUCUUCCACUAUACUACGGCUCAGACUUACCACUUCAUCUUUCCAAUGUCGGUUGCAAGGGUCACGAGGACAAGCUCACGAACUGUCCUCUCCGAUGGUGGAGUGGUCCAUGUUUCACACUUGCUGGUGUAAGAUGCCAAGCAGAGGAUGAAUACCCUAUUAGACUUGUUGAUGGUUCAUCCACUACGGAAGGUCGCGUGGAGAUACUGGCCAACGGCGAGUGGGGAAGAGUAUGUGCCGAGGGUUGGAACAGCAAAGCCGCCGGUGUCGUGUGCAGGCAGCUCGGCUACAACAACGGGUCCAGCAUACCUGUCGCCAAUAAAAUCGUUGGGUGGCGCACAGGCGUUACACACCUAAGUGAUGUGGACUGUAGAGGCGAUGAAGAGAGACUGAUAGAUUGCUCAUACCCUUCCUUAGGGGCUUAUUCUGGGUUCUGUAGACGACAUGGAACUGAUGCUGGCGUUAUUUGCAAAGCAGAUGAAGACUUUUCUAUCCGUUUAAGUGGCGGCGGUAACCCAAAAUCUGGUCGUGUAGAGCUGUUCUUCAAAGGUCAAUGGAGCACUUUAUGCAACUACGAAUGGGCUGAUUCGGACGCUGACGUUGUUUGCAGACAGCUGGGUUUCCUUGGGCUCAGUAUCGCAGUCACUGGAAUCAUCCCGAAUGGGGAGCUGCGUCCCUUACAUAUUUCGUUUGAAGCCUGUCGUGAUGAUGAAGCCAGGCUGGCGCAGUGCAUUCUCGAGGAAACUAUCCUUGGCUUCUAUGGUUGCAGACGCGACACUGCUGCGGAGGUGAUAUGCCAAGCAAAUGAAACUUUCCCAGUUCGUCUUGUGGACGGUAUGUCCUAUGCAUCCGGACGAGUUGAAAUAUUCUUCAACGGCCAAUGGGGAACCGUUUGCUCGCGUGACUGGGACUUGGCAGACGCCACGGUUGUAUGCAAUCAGUUGGGCUUCGACGGAGCAGAAGCUUCAGUCUACCAGUCCCUCUUUGGAGAAGGCACUGGCCCUGUUGUGAUGAACCGUGUUCAGUGUAGCGGCAAUGAGAGCAAACUGGCUGAUUGCCCUUUUGACGGAUGGGGAAGAACAGUCAGCAAUUGUGAAAACACCGUAGGCGUCAUAUGCAAUAAUUCGGCCUUUGGACAAACGUGCCCGCCCCCAGAAUCAUCAUAUAUUAACGGACUCCCAACCAUCGAGGUCAUAAUUCCUCAGGGACAAUCGACGGCCAACGUGAACUGGACACUACCAACACUUGUCAACGUACCAGAAAGUUACGAAGAAUACACGACGUGCAAAUCCAUUGGUGAUGAGACUUCCCGUAGGCCGUGCGCGAGCGGCGGGUCGUUUGGCAUCACAUAUGACCCGUGGGCCCGGUUCAACAAUAAGACAGAGGUGGAAGUGCUAAUGGUGGUUGAUGUGGAUGGAAAUAACUCUGUCAGUCAUCGAUGUACGUUUUACAUAUCCGUCCGAGAAGUGUUCUUCACACCCGUCAGAGGUGAAAUUAAUCCCUUGCUUCGGAUUCCCGUGGAAGGCCACAAUGUGUCGGCUACCACCUUGGCUUACGACUCAAACACAGGCCACUGUCAGGAGGAAGUGACGUAUAAUCAAGCGUUUGGCUCUGUCACAUGGCCUGCGACUGAGGCUGGUGUACAGGUGGAAUCUGUGCAGAAAUGCCCACCGAUGACGUUAAAUGCUGGUAGCCCAGUCGGCAGGAGGAAUUGCUUACAAGGCAGUCACCAAGAAGAACCCAGAUGGGAUGAUCCGCAAUAUCAGAGCUGUGAUGAACGAGUAGGCCUACAAAGUAACGACACGCUCACUGGAUGGCAAGUGCCGGUUUCUUCAAAUGGAAGUCACGUGGCCAAACUUCUUUCGGAGAUAACAUCUUCGGAGAUGUGGAGCAAUGGUCAACUGUCUGCACAGAAUAUCAACACAAUAGCUGACAUCUUGCAGAACAUUUCCAGUGCUGGUGUCGGCCACCCUCAGGUUACUAAUGAAGUUCUUGACGUUGCUGAUAAGAUCAUGCGUACUUUGAAACGCCGCGACGCAUCUGACAACACGGAAGCAGGCAAGCUUGUCAGCAUUGCACAGUCAAUCGAGACUCAGGUCUCCUGGACCCUUCGACAGCAGGGUGAGGUCAGUGUCCAGAAGGAUUCCAUCAAAGUCAAAGCGGCCAACCUCAACUCCUCCGAUGUCAGCGACGGUCUGAGCUUUGCCUUGGUCCGACUUCAGAACGGUCUACCGCCCUCUGAUGGUUCAACGCCGGAGGAUGAAGCCUUUUCCGGGUCAGAGGUCAGAGUUUAUGAGAGCAGCGUCGAGAUACCAGAUGAAACGAUUGCAGCCGUCAGUCUACCAUCCAAUCUGUUGGCAUUGGUCGAGGCAGAGAAUGGCAACAGCUCACCGAUGCACAUUGCUGCUCGUUUCAUCGCCUAUGGUGAUGACUCUCUGUUCCCUUCGACAAGGAAAUCCUUGUCAGGAACAGGAACCCGUUCGGUUAUUCCCGGUGCAGUAGUUUCUGUUGCUGUCGAGGAUGUGGAGCUACGGAACCUGACUGAACCAGUUGUUAUUCAGAUUCAGCUUCCAGUGAUUAUUAACGUCAAAGAGGUCAUGUGUGUCUUCUGGGACUUCACUCUGAGAAACGGAGUCGGUGAUUGGUCCAAUGCUGGAUGUGAGUUUCAGGGAGUGACCAAUGGGCGACACAGAUGUCAUUGUAAUCACGCAACCAACUUCGCAGUAUUUGUAGAACUAAAAGACGAGUUGAAGUCGUACCGUCGAGCAUUGAAUCCAAUCACACGGAUUGGCUGCAUUGCAUCAGCAGGGAUGUACGCGUUCAUGCUGUUGAUGUAUUUUCCGUUCAGGAAGCUGCGCGCGCUGAAAUCUGGCCAGAUAUUCGCCCAGUUCAUCCUGUCGCUACUGUUAUUGUACACUGUGUUGGUGUCCGGAGUAGAGAAUGCGAAGGGUUCAACCUACGGUUGUGCUACUGUGACUGCUCUACUGCACUACUUGCCACUAUCCACAAUGAUGUGGACGGCCAUUGAAGCGAGAAACAUGUACACCAAUGCUCUGACGAGGCAAACUCCUACGGAUGGAACUUAUUACAUGAUCAUUGCGAGUACCGUGGCGUGGGGGCUCCCACUGAUUGUAACAGGAAUAUCGCUGAUAGUUGCAACUGACCAGUACGGCACCGCUGAUUACUGCUUUUUAGCUCCAAGUCUGACGAUGUACGUGGGCAUCCUCCUGCCAAUCUGUCUCAUUCUGGUCAACAACGUCGUCCACUUUGCUCUGGUGGUGCGCGUCCUGCGCAAAUCCAAGAAUGAGCCUCCCUUUUACGCGCAGAUGACAAAACGCCUGGUGACGGCCGUGGGGAUCUGCACUCUGACAUUGGCUGCCUGGUAUGUGGGAUAUCUUUCCCUGCAAACUGCUUCCGAUGCCUUCUCAAUUAGCUUCUGUGCGGUCAACUUGGUCCAGGUUGCUCUUGCCUGCCUCAAAGUACACCUCAUCGUCAAGGGAGACACUCUGUCCUCAGGCAAAGCCCAUGGCGCCGAAGCGGCUGAUGCUGGGAGCGAGGAGAACCCAGCUGCCUCCCCGUCUAAUGUCCAGAUCGCCCUGCCUACUCUCUCGGAAGCUAGACCCGAAUCGGACGGCAAGGAAGACGGGGAACAGACCAACCUUGCAUUUGAUGCGUCGUUGUAAGUUCAGGGCGUGAUCAAAGAGCCAGUCAAAUUAGAGAGUGCAAAUUGACCUCGCAAACCGGCGAGAUUUUAUGGAAGUAGACCUUCGUGACUUGUAUCGUACCGAUAUAGGAUAUUCGACUUGUGCGAGGGCCUUUUUUGGAUUCAUUUCUUGACGAGUCUUAUUCGAUCAACUGCAAUGAAUAAGUUAUGCAAAUAAAACUCAAAGCAUUACAAUUUACUACAAUUUAGAGAAUAUUGCAAAUCUAUAACCAUUAUUGAAUACAAUGCAGAAUUUGACCUCAUGGCUCAACUAUAUAGUACAUAUCUCGUACAUAUCUCAUGACAAUAUUCUUAACAAAUGUCUGAAAAGAGCAGCGAGGAUAAUCCUGAGGUGUGCAUUCUUGACUCCAUCAGGCGAUAUGUUUGCUAUAAUUGUUUAGACUUGAAGCUUUGCAUGGCGUAUGAGAUCUAUUAUAAAAUUUGCGGGUAACACCAUGAGGAAAGAUCUCUCUUCUUGGAAGAAGUGUGGUUCUGAAAAGAACCGGAUGGUUGAGUGUGGCGACGUUUCGGACAGUGUGCUCUGUCCGUCCUGAGUACUGUUAACCGCCACUUUAUAAUUUAGACUUAAUUGGAUGCAUUACGUAUAAAAAGGCUAUCCUUGAUUACAAAUGUAUAAACAAAAUUACUCCUCUCUAUAUGACAAAUCUGUUUAAACCACUUAUUCAGACUCGUGAAACAAGACAAUCCACUGACAAAAGAUUCCUUUUGUGAAAAAAAGAAUGUUAUGCCUAGAGCCUUGCUGUAACUGGUACAAUCGUAUGGAAUAACUUGCAUGAGUUCAGGAACAUGACUUCUCUAACCUCAUUCAAAUCUGAACUACGUAAAACAUGCAGCCAGCCUAAUAUUUCUGCAUUUAUGUGAGUAUGUCUUGUUGUCGCUGCCUUUAGGCCUACUGAAAAUACAAAUAUAAAUAUGCGCUGACUUAACUUACGGAGUUAAUAAAGUUGGUUAAUAAUAAGGAGCCGGAUGGGAAUUUGCCCAUUUUUUCUCCCAAAAGGGUUUUUCACCACUCCCGUCAUCAGCGAAUGUAUAGAAAUAAACAUAUAUAUUUUACUGAAGUCACAAAAAAAUGUCCAUAUUUCUCGUGAAAACUUAAAUCACCUCAGCAAUGUCGUUUCAAACUGUAUAUGUUUCUUUGUAAUGUUGUACACUAUUUAUAAUAGUUGCUUAACAAUCAUGCAGUAAUCUCGUAUGUCUUCAUUAUAUUUCAUUGUGUUGUAUUGUAUUUGUAAUGUAUUGUAUUUGUACAUGGGUGUAUAAACAUUAGUAGUGUAUGCAGGGCCCCAAUGGAAACCAGUUUAAAACUGUUUGGGCACACCCUCAUGGGUAAAAAAAUGUUAUAAAUAAAUAAAAAAAACUUGCUAUCUGUCGAUCAUACACAUUACUGUUACAAAAAGAUAUAGACACAGGAGUCUGUCACUAAACUAGUCAGUGUUAAUUCGUUACUAAUUUAUUAAGUUGAUUAAAAAGGUGUACGUGAAGUUGCGAGACUUGUAGGACAAAAACGAGAUUUUGGCUAAGUCUCAUGUGCUGGAGGAAAUCGGACCUACACUCUGGAUGUCAUACAUGUGGAUAUAGCCGUUGUUUUGUCCCGGUGUGUAAUUUACGGUAAUUAAAGUAGAAACAUCGUUUUUGAUUGUUUUUGUUUUUGGCCCCAUAAAAACAAUGACGGUCCAGCAACUUCAUGUAUGCCUUGUACAUGUGUGCUUGAAAUCAUGGGGUUGGGAAACACGACAAAGAAUGGCUUUCUCAUAAUUUAAGACCGGUUGUUGAAUCUCGUACAAUCAUUGCCAUUGGCAAAAUAAUAGGACUUAUAGUUGAAAACGUUGUAAUUUUCAGAUAAAUCUUAUCAAAUUUCAUUGUUAUAACGAUUCAUAUCGUUGUACUGCAGUAACAAUAGAUUUCCAAUACUUUUUUUGCGGGGGGUGGGGUGGAGACGAAGAAUUAAUUACAGACCAGUACUCAAUUAAGUACUAAAAUGUGUAAUGUUGUGUUGGUGAUUGUUAGCAGGACUUGUGAUGGUUUAUUUGUAAAGUUGUUAAUGCAUCCGUAAAACAGCAUUGUAUUUAAAUGACCGAGUAUACUAAUUAAAUUGUCAAAAGUUGUCGCAUUCGUAACAAGUAAAUUCUAAUUUAUUCAGUGUCAAGUCAGGUGACAAUUAAGCCAUUCAAAUGCACUUUGGCAAAUGCAAACAGAAGUUAGAUAACAUAUUGAGAUAUAUGGCAUAAAACGUAGUGUCUAUUUGGGAUGUCCCUAUUAAACUUGUACUGUGACAGUGAAAA